Molecule: messenger RNA, 4363 nt
Organism: Pogonomyrmex barbatus (red harvester ant)
Lineage: Eukaryota; Metazoa; Arthropoda; Insecta; Hymenoptera; Formicidae
Product: importin-4
Biological process (GO): protein import into nucleus
Molecular function (GO): small GTPase binding
Source: RefSeq, a predicted model, not a curated record
GCACAGACGUCGCCAGUGGUCGCCAGCGAGUCUGAAUCACGAUGCUUCGAACAGGUUCUUCAUGAGAUCUGAAUGGCGGCGGUGAACAGCGGUUGGCUCGACCUUCCACUUGGGUUCUCGAGGGAAUUUUUACUUUUCGGCUGAAACAGAAGGAAAAAAAGAGAGAGAGAAAGAGAGAGUGAUGGAGCAGCUGCUGUUGAAGUUGCUGGUGCCCGACAAUGCCACGAUACAGGAGGCUACUGCAGAGCUCAAAAAAGCUCUGCAGAAUCCAGACAGUGUGCCAGCUUUGUGCCAACUUAUCAUGACAUCGACGAAUCCACAGAUAAGGCAGUAUGCGGCUCUCGUUCUUAGGAGACGUUAUUCUAAAGGAAAGAACUGGACAAAGUUAUCUGUACCUAUACGAACUGAAUUUAAGAAAAUUAUUUUACAAGCCUUAGAACGUGAAUCAGUAACUUUUGUUAGAAAUAGUAUAGCUCAAUUAAUAGGUGUCAUUGUUAAACAUGAAUUACCUACAAAUAGUUGGCCAGAAAUUAUACAUUAUGUGCAACAAUUAAUUGUUAAUGAAGGAAUGGAGAAUAAAGAACUAGGCCUUUAUACUUUAGCAAUUAUGACAGACAUUACGCCGGACGCCUAUGCUUCACAUGCCAGAUCUUUGGUGAUGUUGCUUGCUCAAACAUUGAGCAGUCUUCAAAACUUAGGAAAUCCUGCCGCUUUUUACAUUUUGAGCACACUACGACAUCUCAUUCCUGUAGCUAAACACGACGAUACAGCGGUAAAUACUUAUACCAGAAUGAUGCCGCUCAUAAUGAACACAAUUCAAGCUCUCACGGAAGCCUCUCACGACACUUUAGCCAAUCAAAGUUUUGAAUUGUUGGACGAAUUAUGCGAGAAUAUGAUUGUUGUAAUAACGCCCCAUGUCAAACCUCUUGUCCACAUGUGCCUUACAAUCAUCGCUAAAAAGUCUAUAGACGAUCUCUUAAAAGUUAGAGUGGUUACUUUUAUCGGAUGGCUAGCGAAUAAAAAAAAGGCUCUUGUAAAACACAAAUUGGUAGAACCCAUCGUUGACAUGUUAUUCGUAGUCAUGAUGAUUCGACCAGACGAGGAUGAUGAUUCAAAUACAGAGAAUGAAAAUUCUAUUUUAACGAGCGCUACUCAAACUUUAGACUUGCUGGCAAUGCAUUUACCGCCUGAGAAAUUAAUUCCACAUUUGUUACGACAUAUUGAACCUGGACUCCAAAGUACGGAUGUAUAUGUUAAGAAGACAUCAUACGUUGCUAUAGCCGUGUUAGCGGAAGGUUGCGCCGAAUAUAUUCGUUCAAACUACCUCGAAUUCUUCUUGCGAUGCAUCUGUCAAGGAAUCACCGAUUCUUCGUCCAUCGUACGUAACGCUGCACUUUACGCUUUAGGACAAUAUUCUGAGCACCUACAACCAGAGAUUUCACAAUACUCGUCCGAACUACUGCCGGUGUUGUUCGAGUAUCUUGGCCAGGUAUGCUCGUACAUUAAACAAGAGAAGAAGGAACCGCACGCAGUUGGUCGUAUGUUCUACGCUCUUGAGAUGUUCUGUGAGAAUUUGCACGGGAGGAUCCUGCCGUACCUGCCCAAAUUGAUGGAAAGGUUGUUUGAUAUCUUGAAUGCAGACACAUCACCGCACGUGAAAGAGCUUACGUUGAGCGCCAUAGGCGCUGCGGCUUGUGCCAGUAAAGAGCAUUUGCUUCCUUAUUUUGAAACGAUCAUUAACAUUCUUAACAAUUAUCUCACUACAGAGCCAAACGAGGAAAACAUGUGUCUUAAAGUUCAAGCGAUUGAUACCCUCGGUGUGAUCGCUAGAUCGAUAGGUAACGAGCACUUUGCGCCAUUGGCAGCCACAUCCCUCGAUCUCGGAAUAAAAUUGUUGAGAAAUACGGAUGAUCCAGAUCUACGGAAAUCUCUUUACGGAUUGUUCGCCGCUAUUAGCACAAUUAUGAAAAAAGACAUGGCUGCGACUUUGCCCGAAAUUGUCGAGUACAUGAUAAUGAGUAUACGAAGUGCAGAUGGGAUCUUGAUGCACUAUAAGGACGACGAGGCUAACGCUCUUACAGUUUACGACGAUCUCAGCGAUACCGAAAAUGAACAAGAAGAAGAAGAAGAAGACAUUGAGUACACUGAUAACGAAGAAGAGAAUGACGAAGACAUUGAAGGCUACAGUGUUGAAAAUGCCUAUAUGGAAGAAAAAGAAGAAAGUGUAUUAGCGCUGAAGGAAAUCGCCGAAUACACAGAGGAGGCAUUCAUGCCGUAUCUUGAAAGAUCUUUCGAGGAGAUUUUUAAGUUGAUCAAUUAUCCUCAGGAGGAUAUACGUAAAGCGAGUAUAGAGGCUCUAUUACAGUUCUGUAUUAAUCUCUCGAAAAUUAAUACCGAUGAAGGUAAAAAGGCAUUGUUGAAGGCUCUCUCUAUGUUUGUCCCGAAAUUAUCCGAACUGAUAAGAUUAGAUGAAGAACCGACGGUCGCUAUUUGCGGCUUGGAGGCAUAUGAGGAACUUUUGAUGGAAGUCAAAUCGGAUGUUCUUAUCGGUAUAGGUCACAGAGAAGCUAUUGUAAAUUGCGUGAUGGAUGUGAUGAAAGGCAAGACUGCGUGUCAAGAUCAAGAGGAAGUCGAAGACGUCGACACCGAAGCGGAACAAGACGAGUUAUUAAUAGAAUGCGCGGGAACUGUAUUUUCUAGUUUAGGAAAAACACUGUCACCAGAAGAUUUUGCGCUACACUUUCUAACCAUGUUGCCUUUCUUUAUAAAAAGAUUGAAAAUGGACCAUUCCGAGGCACAAAGGUCCUUCGCUGUUGGAACGAUAGCUGAGUGCUUCCCUGGACUUAAACACAUGUCGGCUGCGUUUGUCUCGCAAUUGCUUCCGACUUUUCUACAAACUGGAACUCAAGAUCCUUGCAAUGAAGUUCGUAGCAAUUGUUUCUUCGGAAUUGGAGAACUUGCUUUCUACGCGAAAGAAGCAGUUUAUCCACAUUAUCCUCAAAUUCUGCAAACUUUGUCGUGUGCCAUUGCAAAAGAAACCGAUGCAGCUGCACGUGAUAACGUAGUCGGGGCGAUUGCGCGACUUAUUAUCACGAAUUAUUCGAAUUUGCCACUUGAACAAGUAUUUCCAGUUUUUGUUGAACAAUUACCAUUGAAAGCAGACUUCCAGGAGCAUAAAGCUGUGUUCAAAAGUAUUCUUACGUUAUAUCAAGCCGGGGUUACUCUUCUACAGUCUUACAUUCAUACAUUAUUGAAAGUCGCAGUUGUCAUAUUACACGAGGAAAAGACUGCUGACGACGAAACACGAAAUCUUGUCAUGGAAUUUAUUAAGUCUGUUCAGCGAGAUUUUGUGAACGACUGGAAUGCCCUUUUCACCGAGCUGCCUCCAGAAGUUGUCGCGAACAUUCAGCGUAUAUUUUCCUAAUCUAAACGAUUAGUGCACAUCAUGCAUGUUAUUUAAUCGUUUUUGAACAUUCUUCAAAACUUUGUUCAAAUAUUACUUCUCAAAGAAUUUUUAUAGUACCUUCUCCAUCAUCGUUUCUGCUCCACAAUUUGAUUGCGAGACAAUGUUGAAUAGGCUAAUAUUGAGGUGAGAAUAAACAAUUGCAAUCGAUUGAAUACAUUUUCCAUCAGCUUAAUAGACGAAUACUCAUCCCUAUUUUUUACUUUUCUGUUCAUUCACUGACUCAUUGUAUGCGAUAUAGGUUUAUAAACCGCCCAUUCGUGACGCUUUAUUUAAUAAAUAAAUAAUUUAUAUUAUCUUAUGUUUAAUUAAGCAAUCUGUUUACUGUAUGACGCAUACAUCGAGAAACAAUUCUUCCUUUACUCUGACUAUAAAUAGAUAGACUAACGUUGUAUAGUAAAUCAAGAAAGAAGAGAAAAGUCUAGGGAGAAGAAAUUGUAGAAUGACUGUUUCAUAGAAUCUUACAAUUCCCCCUCGUGUCGUUAGAUUUUUUUCAGACUUUCGCUCACGGAAUUAUAUUCGGUCUGUGUAGAUUUGUGAAUUCUUUAACAGUGAGCGUAUAAGCAAAAAGUCGCUUGGUUGACAUACAGAAGUGUAAAUUAACAUUUAACAGGAAUUACAGGCAAAACUCUGCCUCUAGUAUAGGCAUCGAUGCUAUUGUUAUCAAGGAAUAAAAUUGAUAGCUCAUCUUGUCCCUCUGUCUGCAACCAACAACAAUCUAGCAUACCAUAGUAUAAAUAUUGAAAAUAAAUGUAUGUGACUAAUAAAAAUGGUCGUGUUCUUUUUAUAAGCUCUUGUAAAUUUUUGUUGCAAUAUUCUCUUUCGUUAUUUCUUAUUUAAUAAAAGAACCACUGUUAAAUCUUACUUGUUUAUCAAAUAAAAAAAUAAUAUAAACAGUAA